Messenger RNA from Auxenochlorella protothecoides, 789 nucleotides. RefSeq names its product Tafazzin-like protein. The coding region runs from base 1 to 789 and encodes 262 amino acids. The transcript has 4 exons. The record is from RefSeq and is a predicted model, not a curated record. Lineage: Eukaryota; Viridiplantae; Chlorophyta; Trebouxiophyceae; Chlorellales; Chlorellaceae. Gene Ontology annotation, biological process: phospholipid metabolic process.
AUGGACUCCCUCCUCGAGCCGGAAGAGCGGCUGAGCGAGGAGCAGCUCCUGCGUGCACCCUGGGGCAGCCUGGGCCGCAGCCUGACCCUAGGAGUCGUGGCAUGGGGCUGCAAGAUGCUCCUCAGCGUGGGAAAUACCAUCACCUUUGAGGGACGGGCCGACUUCCUGCAGCACACCAUGGAGCGCCCACCAGGGCUAGGGCUGAUCACCGUGAGCAAUCACACCAGCACACUCGACGACCCCGCCCUGUUCUCCGCCAUCCUGCCCCUGAGCUACUUCUUCACCGAGCAUCAACACGGCGGCAUGCGCUGGACCCUCUGCGCCAAGGAACUCUGCUACAAGAAUGCACUGCUGGGCCAGUUCUUCCAAUCCGGGAAGACGCUGCCCAUCGAGCGCGGCGUGGGCCUGGACCAGCUCAGCCUGCGGAGCAUGGGCCGGGCGGUGGGCCGGGGCGACUGGCUGCACCUCUUCCCCGAGAGCCGGGUGAACUACACCGGCACGCUGGGCACGCUGCGCUGGGGGGUGGGCAAGGUCAUCUGCGACGCCAUGCGGCAUAGCGGCGGCAGGUCGGUGGGCGCGGGGCAGCCCACUGUCCUGCCCUUCUACCACACCGGGAUGGGGGAGGUGAUGCCAUAUCGGGCCGUCGUCCCAUCUGUAGGGCGGUGGGUGCACAUCCUCGUGGGGCAGCCUGUCGAGCUGGAGGACAUCUCAUGCCGCUGCAACCGCCCUGGCCAUGACCAGAAGCAGGUGGGGGCCUGGGGUGGGGCGGCCCUGGCCCUGUGCUGUUGA